Molecule: messenger RNA, 5216 nt
Organism: Closterium sp. Naga37s-1
Lineage: Eukaryota; Viridiplantae; Streptophyta; Zygnematophyceae; Desmidiales; Closteriaceae
Source: the annotation of a GenBank genome assembly
UGACAUUCGUGCAGGAGUGCCAGACGGCAUGGGGGCAGACCAUCGCUGGGUGGAGUGGCGCGAGUCCCGAGUGCACCACCGCAACUGGCCUCACAUGCGACGCCAGCGGAUUUAUUCUCUCCUUGAAACUCCGCAACUACAAGCUGGCAGGGCAGAUUCCAAGCUCUGUCAGCAACCUCAUUAAGAUCACCUAUCUCGAUCUUGCAAGCAACCAGCUGCCAGGAAGCAUACCUGCAACCGUGACUGCACUCAGCCUGCUGAGAUACUUGUGGCUGUUCAACAAUACGCUCACCGGCCCCAUCCCAACCGACAUUGGCUCCAUGACUAGCCUUGUAUCCAUCGCUCUCUACACCAACAUGCUGUCAGGAUCCGUGCCCGCUUCAAUCUCAAAGCUCACUGGACUCACGUUUUUGUCUCUCGCUAGCAACCAGCUCACCGGCCCCAUCCCUGCAGACAUUGGCUUGCUGAACCGGCUGGCUAUUAUUGAUCUUUCAACCAACCAGCUUUCAGGAAGCAUUCCUGCCAGUGUCAGUGCCCUUGCUCAAGCCACCAUCCUCUAUCUUUCUAGCAAUCAGCUCACCGGCUCUAUCCCUGAUGAGAUUGGCUACAUUUCUAAACUAUCAGCGCUCUCUUUCCGCCUCAACAUGCUGUCAGGAUCCUUGCCUGCCUCAAUAACAAAGCUCACUGCACUCACAACUUUCUCCGUUGCUAGCAACCAGCUCACCGGUCCCAUCCCCGCUGAGAUUGGUGUGCUCACAAGCCUGAUCGCUUUAGAUCUUUCAGGCAACCAGCUUUCAAGCAGCAUCCCUGCCAGUGUCAGUGCUCUUACUCAACUUACUUUCCUAAACCUCUUCAAAAAUCAGCUCUCUGGCCCCAUCCCGGCUGAAACUGGUUCCAUGUCCAGACUUGCAUCCCUCUCUCUCAGCUCAAACAAGUUGUCGGGAUCCGUGCCCUCCUCGAUCACACAGCUCACUGCACUCACUUUCUUUACCCUCGCUAGCAACCAGCUCAUAGGUCCCAUCCCCAACAUUGGCGUGCUCACAAAGCUGGUCACUAUUGAUCUUUCAGGCAACCAGUUUUUAGGCAGCAUCCCUGCCAGUGUCAGCGCACUCACUUCACUCAAUCUCCUGUUUCUCCAUAACAAUCAGCUUUCUGGCUCCAUCCCCGAAAUAGGUUCCAUGACCAGACUUGCAUACCUGUUACUUUACAACAAUCAGCUCAAUGGUGCUGUCCCUGCUUCCGUUGCAUCCCUCACAAGCUUGGUAUAUCUUGAUUUUUCGAAUAACCAGCUCUCAGGCAGCAUCCCUUCCAGCGUCAGUGCUCUCACUCAGCUCACCACUCUGUACCUGUAUAAAAAUCAGUUCUCUGGCUCCAUCCCUGCUGAAAUUGGUUCCAUGACCAGACUUGUAUACCUCUCUCUCCGCUCCAACAUGCUGUCUGGAACCUUGCCUUCCUCCAUCACUAACCUCACAGCACUUGCAUAUAUAUACCUGCAUCGCAACCAGCUCUCUGGACCCAUCCCAGAAUCCAUCACCUCCCUCACUGGUUUGACACAUCUGGAACUUUCAUACAACCAGCUUUCAGGCAGCAUCCCUUCCGGUUUUGGCAGUCUGAGUCAAUUGACUAGCCUGUUACUUCAUUCCAACAAUCUUUCCGGCCCCAUCCCUCCAUCCAUUGGCUCUCUGCUCAACCUCGUUAACCUCAAUAUCUCAAACAACCUGCUCACUGGCAGCAUCCCUGCUGGCAUCGGUGCUCUCACCCAGCUAACUUACUUGGGUAUUCAGGAGAAUGCGCUCUCUGGCACCUUCCCUUCUACCAUUGGCUUUCUGACGAAACUUGUUGCUCUAUCCCUCGCUUACAACCAGCUCUCUGGACCCAUCCCUACCUCCAUUGGCUCCCUCGCCACCCUAACGUACCUCGAUCUGAGCUCCAACCAACUGUCUGGUCCCAUCCCCGAGGAGAUUGGUGCCCUGCUCGCCCUCACUAGACUUGAUCUUUCGGACAACCAGCUUUCAGGGAGCAUCCCUGGGAGCUUGAGUGGACUCACUCGAUUGGCAAUCAUAAACCUUUCCGACAACCAGCUUUCAGACAGCAUUCCUGCUAGCUUGAGUGCUCUCACCAAAUUGUUCUACCUAUCAUUAUCUACGAACCAGCUCACCAGCUCUAUCCCAGCUGAAAUGGGCUCCCUGGGGUCACUGACAGUUCUGUAUCUAUACAGAAAUCAACUUAACGGCUCUAUCCCUGCCACCAUUGGCAGCCUGACAUCUCUGGCCUCCGUGUAUCUCUACUCGAACAUGUUGUCAGGGUCGCUGCCGUCCUCGAUAACAAAACUUACAGCGCUCACCAGUUUGGUUCUUGACAACAAUCAGCUCACUGGCUCUAUUCCAUCCGCCAUAAGCUCCCUCUCAAGACUAUCAUACCUAUCACUGUCUCGCAACCAGCUCUAUGGACUCAUCCCUGACUCAAUCGGCUCCCUCACCAAGUUAUCUGUCAUGGGUCUUGCCUCAAACAAGCUGUACGGCCGCAUUCCUGUCAGCUUCUCCAAGCUCACACACCUCACCUUUCUCAACCUCUCCAGCAACUACCUUGCCAGCCCCAUCACGCUGCCCGCCAUCAGCACCCUGCGCCUCUCCAGCAAUUUUCUUUAUGGUCCUCUGCCCAACGGGACAUGCCAGGCUCUCAAUUUCGAUAGCAACUGCUUCACACUUUCGUCUGGCUGCACUAAUGUGGUGCAGCGGCAGGAAGCAGCAUGCAAUGCAUUCUGUGGCGUCUCCACUGCAGCUGCUGCUGCUGCUCCUUGUGGUGGAGGAGGGGUGUGCGUUCCAGACCAAGUUACCCUGGUCCCAACCUGGACCCAGAAGGAGACGGGGGGGGAAUUCACCUCGGAUCCAGUGCCUCUGUUUGUGUACGGGGCGGGACAGGCGGUGUCGGGGUGUGGAGUGCAGCUCGCCUUCCAGGCCAACUUCACCUUCUCCCUCGCCCCUCAAUCCGGCCGUGCUGGCAACAACGGCUUCGCCUUUGUCGUCUCGGCAACGGACCGGGUGGGGAAUGGAUCUGGUGUGGGGUAUGGUGGCAUGGACACCCGCAGCAUGGCGGUUGAGUUUGACACGCUGCGGGACAAGCUGCAUGGCGACAUGAGCACCCCGCACGUGGGGCUGAACAUUCAAGGCCAGGACCAGUCAAUAGCCGCUGUGAAGUCGCCGUUUCAGCUGACCAACAGAAAGGCAUACACGGCGUGGGUGGACUAUGAGCCUGGGGAGCCCGGCACCAUCCAGGUGUUCCUGGCUGCCACGGAGGUGAAGCCAGCUCAGCCGCUGCUGGAGAGGAGGCUGGCGCUGUGUGAGGUGCUGCAGGCUGGAGCGGAGCAGCAGGCGUUCUACUUUGGCUUCGUGGCGUCCACCACUGUGAAGCCGUUCCAGAUGCAUCUCAUCCUCAAGUCAGGAGUUCACACUGGCCUUCCAGCUCCACGCAAGCCGGUAGACAUCAUUCCAGCCUUUGGUCUGACUCUCUCUGUGGCGUCAUAUGCGCCAGUGGGAGCCAGUCCCUUCAUGCGCUACAUGAGUGCGGACUACCGAGUGUUGGCCAACCAGCAGAGUGCAUGGCAAGUCAGCGGCUCCCACUCCUGGGACUCCAUGCCCUUCCUCGGCUGGCCGGUCAAGAACCAAAAGGACUGCAGUGCGAGUUGGGCGUAUGCGGUGGUGGCGAGUGUGGAGGCAGCGUACGGCAUUGCGCUGAACAGUGAGGCGCCACGGCUGUCAGUGGACUCACUCUUUGCAGCCAUGGGGCUCACCUCCCUCACUGCCAAGUGCAUGGCAGGCGGCUCUCCUGCCGCGGCCUUUGAAAGGCUUAUCACUCUGCCCGCUGGUGGACUCACAACAGACAGCAAGCCGCCAUCGAAGUACCCCAUCCAGGGAUUUGAGCGCACGCGGUUUAAGGGUCAUGUAGGGCUCAUGCUGGCAGUGCGACGACAGCCAGUGGUGGUUCACAUUGAAGCCUCUUCUACCUCGUUUGUACAGUACGACGGGACUUUCAAGUACCAGGAUCCUGCCUGCUACACUGGCAACCUGGACCAUGCUGUACUCGUUGUUGGGUACCUCCUUUUCUCAAAUAACGGCCGCCCGAGCCAAACUGCUCCACCGUUUUGGAUCAUCCGCAACUCGUGGGGAUUGGAGUGGGGAGACAGGGGCCACAUGCGCAUGGACAUUCAGGGAGGGGAUGGUGUGUGUGGCAUCAACGUGCUGCCUGGCAUCUACCCCAUUGUCAAGAUUCCCAAGGACCCUUGCGGCCAGAAGAGCUACAAGGGCAAUGGGGAUUUGCAGCCCAGCAUGAACCCGUGCGGUCGCUUCACAUGCCAGGCGAACACGAAGACCAACAGCAACACCUGCAACUGCACCAUACCGAACGAAACCAAGCAGCCCUUUGUUGCAGUUCCGAUUGGGCCUGGCUCCAAUACUUGUGCAUAUGUUGAUGUGUGCGGUUCCUACUCUAGCAACCCCUGCGCUGUGGGCACAUGCAUCAAUGACGGCAAGGGUGCCUACUCCUGCAUCUGUCCUCCUAACUACGUUGGCAGCAUAACCCUUGACAACCUCCCCACCUGCGACCCAGCCAACACCACGGCCUCCAGGUUGACAGUCACUGGCGCCAAUUGGCUGUGCUCGGAUGUCUUCCCUGCGGCUGGCGUCUCCUUGGCUGGCUUUGCAUCGCAAAACAUGGGCAUUAACUGCAGCCAGCCUUUGCCUGCGGGCAAGGUGAUUGGGGUGGGAAGCGUCACCCCCUGCACUGCAUUCUUCUAUGCCCUCAAAGGUGAUACCUGCUCCUCUAUCAGCGUCCAGCUGGGACUCGCAUCAACUUACCUUGCCUCUCUCAAUCCCGGCCUGGACUGCUUUGAGCCCAUCAAGGCGGGCCGCUCUCUCUGCAUCGAGCGCAACGCCACCUUCGCCUUCACCGUCCCUCGCUGCUUGCAGUACGGCAUGCUCUCAGCUCAGGACACGUGCGAGAGCCUGCUGCAGCAGAGCAAGGACUCUAGUGGGGAUAAGAACACAGGAGCUGAAGUGGUGACUGCAGCCAGCUGGAUUGGUCUCUACCGCAACAAUCCCGGCCUCAUCUGCCCCCGCACCACCCCUGCCUCCAGUGCCACUGUUGCCAGCACUCAGGUGAGGGGUGGAAGGUCAAUGUCAGAUAAUAUGGUAGGUUUUCAGUUUUAUGUGUUCUUCUAG